CGGGAGGGGCGGGGCCACGGCGGGCGCGGCGACUUCCGGCAAUAAGCCGCGUCUCAGGUGGGCCGCGCGUCCCGGCCAGGCAUGCUCUCUGGCUUCUAUCUGAAUGUCUAUGAAAAUAGAAAAUCAGACGCCUAUUGUGUGAUGACAUCCUUAGUUCUUUGAGCGAACUGCGUAGGAGUGUUGUAUUUUCGGAUCACAUCCAGUGUCACUCCAGGCUGCUCCAGACUCUGCUCAGUGGCUCCCUCCUAGAGUGCUCCAGGGAUCCUACCGUGCUGGGAUUGGUGUCCACUUGACCUGUUGAACUAUAUCUCGCCCCACCUAUACUAAUUUUGGUGAACAAUGCCAUUUUUGGGUCAGGACUGGAGAUCUCCUGGAUGGAGUUGGAUUAAAACAGAAGAUGGCUGGAAGCGAUGUGAGUCCUGGGGCCAGGGACUAGGGAGUGAAAACAGCCAGCACAUCGGCCACAGCAUUAUCUUCAGUAACGAAGAUGAAGAAAUAGUCAAUAAUGAAGAGCAUGAAUAUACAUCCAAAAAAAGAAAAAAGGAUCAUUUUAGAAAUGAAACAAAUACUCAGUGUUUUUAUCGUGAAAAAUGGAUCUACGUCCAUAAAGAAAGCACAAGAGAACGACACGGCUACUGCACUCUGGGAGAAGCUUUUAAUCGCUUAGAUUUCUCGAGCGCAAUUCAAGACAUCCGAAGGUUCAAUUAUGUGGUCAAAUUGCUGCAGCUAAUCGCAAAAUCCCAGCUGACGUCACUGAGUGGCGUGGCUCAGAAGAAUUACUUCAACAUCUUGGAUAAGAUUGUUCAGAAGGUUCUAGAUGAUCACCAAAACCCUCGCCUGAUCAAAGACCUCCUCCAGGACCUGAGCUCCACAUUGUGCAUCCUCAUCCGGGGGGUAGGCAAGUCUGUGCUGGUGGGAAACAUCAACAUUUGGAUCUGCCGGCUGGAAACCAUCCUCUCUUGGCAGCAGCAGCUGCAGAACCUCCAGAUGACCAAGCAGGUGAACACUGGCCUGACCCUCAGCGACCUGCCCCUGCACACGCUCAACAACAUCUUGUACCGGUUUUCCGACGGGUGGGACAUUAUCACCUUGGGCCAGGUGACGCCCACGCUCUCCGAGCUCAGCGAGGACCGGCGGCUGUGGAAGCAGCUGUGUCAGUACCACUUUGCGGAGAAGCAGUUUUGCAGACACCUGAUCCUUUCAGAAACCGGCCACAUCGAGUGGAAGCUCAUGUACUUUGCCCUUCAGAAGUGCUACCCGACCCGGGAGCAGUACGGAGACACCUUGCACUUCUGCAAGCACUGCAGCAUUCUCUUCUGGAAGGACUGCCGCCUUGCUUUGUUGUUGAAGGACUCGGGGCACCCCUGCACAGCUGCAGACCCUGACAGCUGCCUCACACCUGUGUCUCCUCAGCAUUUCAUUGAUCUCUUCAAGUUCUGAGGCGCCUCCCCCACCUCCUGAACAGUGGCUGCUGACUGGUGGGCAUGCGGCAGCCUAGGUCUCCUGGAUGGAACCCCACGAGCAGGACCCUGUUCCCCUGCACCAGGGUGGGAAGCUGUUGGUCCUCGCCCAAAAGGGGGGACUUCAGCAGACCCCUUCCAGUCCAGCGCAGGGAGCUUCAAGCCUCAGGCUCUGCCCAGCUGACACGAAUGUUUAGGGACCAACUCAGUGCCCAGUGGGGGUUUCGGGGUCGAGGGCAAAUGACCGAUCCUCGUAAGAUUAUUGUGAAGACUAUUUAUUUUUCUUAAGAUGUAUUUGAGCUGCGCUGCUUGUGUCCAGUGGAGGCAGGGGCAUGUGCAUGGCUGUGCUGGUGUUUCAUGGCUGGGCUGUUAAGGCAGCUGACUCGGAUGGACAGUGGAGCGGCACCAGCACUCAGACACUGAGGACAGGAAUCCUGCCCUCUGGCCAUCUGGGUGGCCGCAGGCCUACUGUGGACCACGGGACCAAAGCCCCCAAGUACAUUGGGAUGCCCACUGGAGCCUGAACUUUAUAGUAAUAAAAAUGUUUGUCUACUGA
Messenger RNA from Suncus etruscus (white-toothed pygmy shrew), 2016 nucleotides. RefSeq names its product F-box protein 25 (gene FBXO25). NCBI's taxonomy places the organism in Eukaryota, Metazoa, Chordata, Mammalia, Eulipotyphla, Soricidae. Gene Ontology annotation, biological process: protein ubiquitination. The coding region runs from base 340 to 1440 and encodes 366 amino acids. The transcript has 13 exons. The record is from RefSeq and is a predicted model, not a curated record. Gene Ontology annotation, molecular function: protein binding. Gene Ontology annotation, cellular component: cytoplasm; nucleus; SCF ubiquitin ligase complex.